This is a messenger RNA of Copidosoma floridanum, 1929 nucleotides long. RefSeq lists its product as uncharacterized. NCBI's taxonomy places the organism in Eukaryota, Metazoa, Arthropoda, Insecta, Hymenoptera, Encyrtidae. The record is from RefSeq and is a predicted model, not a curated record.
AUGUGGAUUCAAAUACCAUUUUACAACUUACUACUUUUGAGUUUGGUACUUUCCAAGUCCGAUGCUCAAGUGGAAACGGCAUUGAAAGGUCUUGUAUACUUUAUGAAAGCGUAUGAAUUCGUCUCUUCGAACUUGGGAGACAAAUCCGUAUCAAACGAAGAGCGCAAUUUUCAGUCAUUGAAGAAUGAUCUUCGUGAUAUAAAACUGGACUUUAAAAAUAUGGAACUCCAUCUCCCGACUGAGGUCAAUAUUCGUCAACGUUUACACGCAAUCAGGAUGAAAUUCAGUUACAUUGACAGACGUUACGACGAGUACGUCAAGUAUAAACGGAACCGGACUCGCUACGAAACCGACACUUUGGAUAAUUUUGCCGAGAAGACGGCAAACGACAUGCCCGAAAAACUACACGAAAUUUAUGACGAUGUGGUUGCUCUCCAUGAGAACAGCCUCGUCACCCUCAUGGAAAAAUACAUCGACAACUUAGACCCUUACUGCGGAAGGUUGCAAUCUCGUCAGAGAUAUUUUUAUGAUUUCUUUUGCACCGUCUUGUCGUACGAGAUAAAAGGAAUCGUGAGCUUGAAAUAUGCUCAUGAACUCAAGUACCAAAACACCACCCAUGAUACCCACGUGCAAGAACGGAAGGAUUGGAAGAAGCAAGCAACUGAAAUAAUUAAAGAAACAAUAGAAGCGUUUAAAGGCUUGAUGUCCCGGGCGGAACGGGACAUGUGGAAGUGUGAUCCAAAAACUCCUGUAGAAAACAAAACUUUCGUCGAGCUCAAACUUUUCCAAAGAGUGCUCUAUCAAGGGGCGGACUUUGCAACGCGUUACUGCCCAGCAACGCAAAAAGAUCAGAGUGUACAACCAAUAACGCAUAGUACGAGACAGCGCCAUUGUAACAAUCUUGUGUAUUGUAGGACACUUGAAAAUACCAAACCCAUCACUGCGUGUAUUUUGAAAGAUCAAAGUCAGCGUCGUAGAUACAGUGCCGCUACAAGUGAACCUCGGAAUUUCUGGGAAAUAUUACUUCGUAGACAUUCAAUCGAUUGCGAUGAAAACUCUGACAAAACCACAUUUGAAAGCGCUUACGUUGUGACCUCACACAGGUCCGCAUUUAGGGAAAGUGGAUGCGACUGCAUUUGUCAUGAGUUACAGGAUUCUGAUCGAUACAUCAGCUUGGAACCCGUCAUAUCGGACGUUGAAAGAAAUUUUAUAAUUACUGGGGUAAAACUUGUUCUAGUGAAUCACACGAUUCACAUUCAGAUUCAACAGGGAAAAUUAAAUCGGUACGGAUUGGUAGACAGAAAGUCUGUCGAAUGGAAGAAUAUUGAGCCAAUUAGUGGUACUGCUGAUUUGGCUCAAGAUGAAAAAGAGAAAUACAAGAUUCGCGACACAUUUGAGGGGAAACAAAUAUUUAAACUUGACUGGUACGACAAGCGUGGAUUAUAUCUCGAUGAUAUGGACUUUGAGGAAAACAAAGUCGUUGUUGGUCUAAGAUUUGGCUUAGUUCAGGAAAGCAAUAGUCCAGUUUACGUGAAGCUAGACACAAUGGCGAUGAGAUUCAACUUUGGCACUGGUCAAUUGAACCACGAAGAGUUCACCUGGUGGUCCUCGAAGCAAGAUACAUUUACCAGAACUCCACUGAGACUGUACGAGUUGUCGUCACCAACUUCAUUGGAAUAUGACGAGAACAAACCAGAUGGCGAAGCACAUCAGUCAACGGAGUUUGCCCCUUCGGCUUAUUCGUCCAAGGACGCGGGACAGUCCACUUUGCCUUUUAUAGACAUCCAGCCGGUUGUUUCGGAUCCACCUGUGCCCCUUUCGGGCGUCAGCAUGGACAUCAAGCAUACUGUUAAAAGUGGAGGAUAUCUAAUAUUAAAAACGAAAACGUACAAUGUGUUGGAGAAUUUGGAUAACACAACUGAAGAAUAA